This is a messenger RNA of Striga asiatica, 2446 nucleotides long. The record is from the annotation of a GenBank genome assembly. Lineage: Eukaryota; Viridiplantae; Streptophyta; Magnoliopsida; Lamiales; Orobanchaceae.
CCUCCCCUCUCUCUCUCUCUCUCUCUCUCAAUACUCAUUUUCGUCCCACCAAAUGAAAUUAGGUCCUGAUCGAGAAAAAAAGUUUUUUCUCCUCACAGAAAAUAAAUGGGCAACGGUGCUGGGAAGCUUGCGGUGUGCUUCACCGGGGUGGGUCCCACCGCUGAGGAUGCUCGGCGGCGCCGGCGGAAGAGCAUGGUCAUGUCCGAUCCCCCCGAAGACCUUGGCCACUCCUUCUGCUACAUACGCCCCGAACUGACCGCCCCCAAGGUCCACUCCGAGGAGACGACGACGACGACCUCAUUUAAGUCCAUCUCCGGCGCCGCCGUCAGCGCCAACACCUCCACGCCGCUCUCCACCGACCUCUUCUACUCUCUGACCACCGCCGACCGGGCCGCCUCCGCCUUCGAGGGCUCCACCUCCUUCGCCUCCAUCCCUCUCCAGCCCAUUCCCCGGGCCCACUCAGGCCCGAUCCCCAACUCCGGACCCCUCGACAGAGGGUUCAUGUCCGGCCCAAUCGAGCGGGCCUUCUUGUCGGGCCCCCUCGACCACUUCCAACGCAGCUACUCCCAUGGCGGCCUUGCUUUCCGCCCCAGAUCAAGAAAACUCUCCCUCAUACGCGCCAUCACGCGUGCCCUCUCAAAGGGGAUGGCCCGCGGCCACAACUCCAUUGUGGCUCCUGAGAAGCAGAGCGAAUUUAAAACCGAGUCUAGCUUCGAUGAUGAUGAUGAUGUUGAUAAGGACUGUACAAUGGGAACUCAGAAUUUGCAGUGGGCCCAGGGGAAAGCUGGUGAGGAUAGAGUACACGUGGUGGUCUCCGAGGAGCACGGAUGGGUUUUCGUCGGCAUUUACGACGGAUUUAACGGCCCAGAUGCGCCCGACUAUUUGCUGUCCAAUUUGUACCCAGCCGUUCAUAAAGAGCUCAAGGGUUUGCUUUGGGAUGACAAUAAUAGCAAUAGUAAAUCUGAAAAUUUAGCGGAUUUUGAUCCUUGCACGAGCAGUGCUGGAAUAAAUGAGGACUUACGGCAUUGUAAAAAAAGGUCAAGAAAUUCAAAGAGCAAAUAUCGAGGAGUUGCUAAGAAAUGGGAGGAAAAUCACCGGACUUGGAGAUGCGAGUGGAAUAGGGAAAGAUUGGAGCUGGACAAACGGUUAAAAGAGCAGUCGGAACAAGUUGAGCAAACGAAUCACGGGGAUGUGCUGAAGGCUUUGUCAAGGGCUCUUAGGGAAACUGAGGAGGCAUAUUUUGAUGUUGCUGACCAAAUGGGGGGAGAGAAUCCUGAGUUGGCCCUCAUGGGCUCGUGCGUUUUGGUCACUUUGAUGAAGGGGGAAGAUGUAUAUGUGAUGAAUGUGGGGGACAGUCGGGCUGUCUUGGCCCGAAACAAGGGGCCCGAUCUUUGGAGCCAGGAUUUGGAGAGAAUUAAUGAGGAGACAUUAUACGAUCUUGAGUCUUUUGAUGAGGGUGUUCCAGAUUUGGUGCCGAGCUUAACUGCUUUGCAGCUCACGAACGAGCAUAGCACUUCGGUUGAGGAGGAAGUUGAAAGGAUUAGAAAUGAACAUCGUGAUGAUGCUUGUGCUGUGAUCAAUGACCGAGUGAAAGGUUCAUUGAAGGUUACUCGAGCUUUUGGGGCCGGUUUUCUCAAACAGCCCAAGUGGAACAAUGCCCUUCUAGAGGCGUUCAGAAUCGACUUCAUUGGGAGCUCUCCAUAUCUAAACUGCCUGCCCUCACUUUACCACCAUAAGUUAGGGCCAAGAGACCGGUUUCUAAUUCUGUCAUCUGAUGGCCUUUAUCAGUACUUCACUAAUGAAGAGGUUGUGUCUGAAGUCGAGCUCUUCAUUUCUUGGUCUCCAGAAGGUGACCCCGCCCAGCAUCUGCUCGAGGAGUUACUUUUCCGUGCGGCCAAAAGGGCUGGUAUGGAUUUUCAUGAAUUACUUGAAAUACCGCAAGGGGAUAGGCGACGGUACCAUGAUGACGUCUCCAUCAUCGUCAUUUCUUUGGAGGGAAGGAUAUGGAAAUCGUGUGCAUGAUUUGUAAAAAAAAAAAAAGAAUACAAUUAAAGCAAAGGUAGAAUAAUAAUGAUAGUACAAAGUUCCUGCCCCCAAUUUUGUUGUUUACUAGAAAAACCUCUACCGUGCCUACAACUAUGAGUUGAAGCUUCUUGGUUGCAUUGAAAUGUUGCAGAUAAAAAAUGAAAUUUUUCACAUCAUCUGAAAGGGAAAAUUUUCCUUCAUUACAUGCUCUCUUUUGUUUAUCUGCAUUUUGUAUUUUCUCUUUUGAUGGCUCUUGGGGCUUGGCUUGGCAUAUGCAAUUUAUCGAAUUAUUAUGGAUUGACAGUAAUUGGAUGUGGGGCGAGGAUUGAAUUUUUCAGUUGUGAAUGUGACCACAUUAUCUGGAUUUGUGUUCUUUUGUUUGCCAACAAUAUUAUGGGGCAGCAGAUGAGAUGAGAUGCAC